This is a messenger RNA of Lachancea meyersii CBS 8951, 573 nucleotides long. The record is from the annotation of a GenBank genome assembly. Lineage: Eukaryota; Fungi; Ascomycota; Saccharomycetes; Saccharomycetales; Saccharomycetaceae.
AUGCCGAAUCUGUCUCUCUAUGCGGUGGAAGCGCUGUUAAUUUUAGAUGGAGAAGGAAAACGCAUAUAUGCCAAAUACUAUAAUGGUCCACACGACGAGGAACAAGCAUCGCAGCAAGGCAAGUCUUCUUCGAAAGAGCAGAUGGAUUUUGAAAGCAGGCUUUUCAAGAAAACACACAAGCAGAACGCAGACAUUCUACUUUUCGAGGACAGCUUGGUGCUGUACAAAGAAUACGUGGACGUAUCUCUGUAUUUGGUGGGAUCUGCGGAGGAAAAUGAGCUGGUACUCCAACAGGCGCUCGCUGCGGUAAGGGACUCGCUGGAACUCGUCCUGGCCACUGGGAUCGACAAAAAAAACAUAUUGGAGCACUACGACAUGGCAGCGCUGGUGAUCGACGAGACCAUCGACGACGGCAUUAUCUUGGAGACAGACCCCGCGACCAUUGCGUCUCGAGUCACAAAACCGCCCUCCAAGGACGUCCCCAUCAACAUCGAGCUCAGCGAGAAAGGUCUGCUCAGUGCGUGGGGGUUCGCGAAAAGCAAACUUGCCGAAAGGUUGCAACAGGGGCUGUAA